UUAUAGAGAAAUUUGGCCAUCGAGCUAUUGAUGAAUAAUAGGCUGGCAAAUAUUUGGUCUUGUGUUAACUAGGCCCACCUUCUGACAUAACUGAGUGCCAAUAAAUUGCAAAGGGAAGUCGUAAACUGCUGUGCAAACUUGCGAAUCGAAAUCGAAUAUAAAAGGUCGCAUCCAGGGGGAAAAGAUUAUCAUUCGCCACUUGCGAAUCUCCAGCAAGAUGAGGAAGACAACGGCGAUCCUGAGCUGUGUGCUCGUGGCCCUCUGCGUAGCAAGUCUGCCUCUUGGGGCGGCCGUCACCUGUGAGGCCGAUCCCACGGAUGCGGCCUGCAUCGACUGCACCGUCGACACAACCAACGCCGAGUGCGUGGCAACCACCACGGUAGCGGCUGAAGUCACGACAGUGGCCGCCGAAGAGACUACGGCAGCCGCCGGCGCUGGCGCUGAGACAACCGCUGCCUCUGCCACCGCUGACACGACAACGGUUGCAUCUACAACCUCCACAAGCACCAACAAAAAAAAGAAGACGGUCGUCAAGUACAGGCGGAGAAUCAAGCGGGGCAAGCAGAGGCGGAGGCGCAACCGAAAAACAAGGCGCAGGAGGAGAACCACAACCGGCUAAAUUACCUCAGAACGGAAUCACGUACACCGCCAACGACAUGGGACAUGCAGAAAACAAACAUCCUCUUAAAUUAAGACUAAAUUGCGCAAUUCUUAAAUAAACUUUGGAAAACCCAAGUGAAAACAA
Drosophila pseudoobscura is the source of this 745-nucleotide messenger RNA. RefSeq lists its product as uncharacterized. Lineage: Eukaryota; Metazoa; Arthropoda; Insecta; Diptera; Drosophilidae. Bases 218 to 619 code for a protein of 133 amino acids. The transcript has a single exon. The record is from RefSeq and is a predicted model, not a curated record.